Schistocerca piceifrons (Central American locust) is the source of this 1503-nucleotide messenger RNA. Its product is annotated as zinc finger BED domain-containing protein 4-like. The transcript has a single exon. NCBI's taxonomy places the organism in Eukaryota, Metazoa, Arthropoda, Insecta, Orthoptera, Acrididae. Bases 1 to 1503 code for a protein of 500 amino acids. The record is from RefSeq and is a predicted model, not a curated record.
AUGAAUCUGGGCAGUGACGAAACCAGUUCAGUUUCCACAGCAACUGUUCAGGAAUCUGCCAUUCCAGUGCCUGUGCGUCAAGAUCAACAAUCUGCGCAAGACAUACCCAGCACUUCCACAAGUUCAGUUCUGGGUAGGUGUGGUAAACAAACAAAGAUUACUGGAUUUGCAUCAAGACCAGUGCCUUCAUCAAAACGAGCCAAAAUAGACGAACAUAUUUUAAGACUUGUUGCUAAAGAAUACCUUCCAUUUAAUGUAGUUGAGAGUGUAGAGUUUAGAAAAAUGACUUAUUUAUUAAAUGAAAACUAUGUACCACCAAGUAGAAAAACACUCUCCCACAGUUUACUCUCUCAAGUGUUCGACAGCACACUAGUGCGAGUAAGAUCUGCAGUGCAAGCUGCAUCCUACAUCUGCAUUACAACUGAUGGAUGGACAUCUGUGAAAAAUGAGAAUUAUAUUGCAGUGAGUGCUCACUUCAUUGAUGAAAACUGCAAUCUGAAGUCAUAUUUGUUAUCUAGUUUUAAAUUUCACGACAAGCAUACAGCAGAAAACAUUUCCAAUGAAUUACAAAAUGUGACUUCAACUUGGGGUAUCACCAAUAAAAUUGUAGCUUGCACUACAGAUAACGCACCUAAUAUGGUGAAGGCAGUGAUGAUGUGCAAAUGGUGGCAUGUACCUUGUUUUGCACAUACACUGAAUUUAAUCGUGCAAGCAAGCCUUGAACCAGUUACAGACACAAGGGCAAAGGUGAAGUCAAUAGUGGAAUUUUUCAAAAGAAGUCCUCGAGCACUUGAGAAAUUACACAAUAUUCAGAAGCAAAUGGGCGUUCCUAUUUUAACACCGAAACAAGAUUGCCCUACAAGAUGGAAUUCCACAUAUGAAAUGUUUGACAGGCUUUUGAAAAUCAAAGAGCCUUUGCAAAGCACCCUUGCCAUCCUCAGUGUGGAUUUACAAACAAAACUGUCCAAUGAAGACUGGUUAGUUAUUGAAAAAUCUUGUGAAAUACUAUCUCCUUUUGAACAAGUCACAACAGAAAUUAGCAGUGAAAGAAAUGUAACCUUGUCAAAAGUUGUCUUAUUAAGCAAAGGUUUACAAAGUCAUUGUCUGAGACUAAAAAACUCAGAUUACGGCAAUGAAGCCACUAAUACAGUAAUUGCUAAACUUGAGGACGGAAUCUGUACCCGCCUCGUUCAAAAGUUGGCAGAUAAAGCAAUUGCUUGUGAGGCAACAUUACUGGAUCCUCGCUUCAGGGAGCAUGGUUUUCCAAAAACUGGGCAUCGAUUAAAAGAAACAAAAGAUGCCAUAAUUAACAAGUGUUGUGCAAUACGACAGAAACCCACUCGGUGUUCUACAGAAAAUCCGCCACCAGCCAAACCAGUUGAGGUGAGCACAUUCACUUCUAGCAGUGGCAACAUUUGGCAAGAUUUCGACCAAGCUGUAGGUGGCUUGACCCAAAGUGUAGACAAUCCACGUGCUGCAAGUAUAGUCGAGCUUGAUAAAUAA